UCGGGGGGGAACCCGAGAUGGGGUGGAGAUAUAGGGGUGAGGUGGGACCCCCCCCGCACCUCGUGGGGAGGAAAGAGGGGAUACAAAUGGGGGUAACCCCUCUUAAAGUGUGAUUUGAUUGGGAGCAAAGAGCACCCCCUCCCCAUCCUACAUGGAGACACAGCUUCAACCCUGAAAAUAUAAUCUCAAAUUAGUUUGGUUCUCCUCCCAAGGUUGGGGGUCCCUAUGGGUGCCCCCCAAGGUGGUAUUGCCUUAUUCCCCCCUCUCCCAUCAGCACAGGGCUUUGGCCAUGACGGAAGCUGUGGGAGCAAAGCCUAAACGCAUCCUGGUGACGGGGGGCACUGGUUUGGUGGGCAGAGCCAUCCAGGAGGUGGUGGCCAAUGGUGAGGGACAGACGGAUGAGGAAUGGGUCUUCGUGUCCUCCAGAGACGCCGACUUGACGAGUGCUGUGGAGACCAGAGCUCUCUUCGAGAAACAUAAACCCACCCAUGUCAUCCACCUGGCUGCUAUGGUUGGAGGCCUCUUCAAAAACAUCCGUUGCAACCUGGAUUUUUGGAGGAGGAACAUCCACAUCAAUGACAAUGUCCUGCAUUCUGCAUAUGAGUGUGGGGUGCAGAAGGUGGUCUCCUGUCUCUCCACGUGCAUCUUCCCAGACAAGACAACAUAUCCCAUUGAUGAGACCAUGAUCCACAAUGGGCCACCACACAGCUCCAAUUUUGGCUACUCCUAUGCCAAGAGGAUGAUCGAUGUCCAGAACAGGGGUUACUUUGAGCAGCAUGGCUGCCGUUUCACCGCCGUCAUCCCCACCAACGUCUUUGGGCCACACGACAACUUCAACAUUGAGGAUGGCCACGUGCUACCAGGGCUCAUCCAUAAGGUGUACCUGGCCAAACAGAAUGGUUCUGCUCUGACUGUAUGGGGCACAGGCAAGCCCCGAAGACAGUUUAUCUACUCUUUGGAUCUGGCCCGGCUCUUCGUUUGGGUUCUACGGGAAUACGAGGAGGUGGAGCCCAUCAUUUUGUCAGGUAAGGACAAAAUUCCAAGAGGAAGAGGGAAAGGGGGAAACAAUGGCCUCAGCUCAUCACCAUCUCCACAGUGGGAGAAGAAGAUGAAGUCUCCAUCAGAGAGGCUGCAGAGGCAAUCGUGGAGGCCAUGGACUUCAGGGGAGAGCUCGUCUUCGACACAACCAAGGCCGAUGGGCAGUUCAAGAAGACAGCCAGCAACGCCAAGCUCAGGCACUACCUCCCCAACUUCCAGUUCACGCCCUUCAGACAAGCUGUGAAGGAGACCUGCACCUGGUUCAGCACCAACUACGCCAGUGCUAGGAAGUGAUGGAGCGGUGCACAGGCAUCCUCUUUAACUCAGGGUUGUCCUUUGCUGGGGCAGAGGAUGGGGUGUGGGGGCUGACAGCGAUAUUUCCAAAGCAAAUGGGUGCCAGGAUCCUGGGUACGCUUGAGGUUGUGCAAGGAGAGGGGGAAAAUACAGUGAAAAAUCAUCAAAUAGCAUCUUAUGUAGAAGAGACUCUGCUCAGGUAACACUCCUUUCCUACCUGCUGUAGGUGCAGACCCCACCGAGGCUUUGGGAGGCAGAUUGGGGGUCCCAAAGGUGCUGCUGUCUCCAGAGAGAUCCCAAAUGGGGCAGGAGCAGCAGACACUACGGUUGAAUUGAUCACAAUCAUCCCUGGGGCAUGGGCUGGCAGCUCUUAUAAUGGACUACACUACUAAUUACACAUAAUUAGGUUGUAAUAAAGAAGCUGAUUGAGGCUGUUCUGCAGCACAGGAAUCACA
Messenger RNA from Meleagris gallopavo (turkey), 1787 nucleotides. Lineage: Eukaryota; Metazoa; Chordata; Aves; Galliformes; Phasianidae. The record is from RefSeq and is a predicted model, not a curated record.